Molecule: messenger RNA, 961 nt
Organism: Stegastes partitus (bicolor damselfish)
Lineage: Eukaryota; Metazoa; Chordata; Actinopteri; Pomacentridae
Product: linker for activation of T-cells family member 2
Exons: 11
Coding region: 99-605 (168 amino acids)
Source: RefSeq, a predicted model, not a curated record
GAGGUGCUGAAAGAGGAAGCAUGGCUCAAAGUCUCUGAGCUGCUGUCGCUGUAGCUGCGAAACUGCAGAAGAAUGAAGGCAGCCGGACCACUGAAGGUAUGACAGUGAGCUCCAGUGUGCUGGUUGUAGUCCUGACGGUUAUGUCAGUGGCGUCACUCAGUCUGAUGUCGCUGCUGUGUCUGCGAUGCAGAAGAAAAUCCAAGAUCAAAGAGGUGGAGUCUCAGAUAUACGACCCACAGACAUUCCAACGUGGGGGAAGUAAAUUUGCAGUGGUGCGAUCGACAACAGUCACCAGAGCCAAUCAGAUUAUGUCGACCCCAGUUGAAACUCCAGAGGAAAUGGAAUCUCCAGCAGUUCAAACACUGAGCUCAAGUCUGGAACACGACUACGUAGCACCAAUCGCUAUAUCAGUGUACGCAAAUGAGCCAACUGAAGUAACGAUGGAUGAAAACGAUCACUCGCCAUCAGACUACGAGAAUGUUUUCCCGUCGAUACAGAUGACAGACGAUGAGGACGACUAUGAAAACACUCAGUUCCUGGACCAAGUUAUGGGGCAGCAGGAGGACAGUGAGCCAGAUUAUGUGAAUGAAGCCGAUUACACCUGAACACAUCAUCAGUGGAAAGCUUUAACCAGCCUGCACAGCUCCGGUCUUUCUGUAAAACUAAAGUAAAAGCUGUUUUUAUCUAAAUGUGCCAUGUGUGAUAAGCAGAUUAUGUGGACAGCUGCUUGCAUAAACAUUGGUGAACCUCCACCGUGUUGUCAGCUGUGAAAAGUGAGGCUGCCAUCUAGUGGUGAAAUGACUCCACUUUAAUAAGCAGUGGACAAGAGAUUCUUGAAUGUUUGCAUUGACAAAAGUACAUAUUUUUCUGUGUAAAUACUUUAAAUGCUGAAGAAUUUUUUGUGACCUUUUGAGUAUUAAAGAGGACGUUAAUUAAAUGACUAUGUCCAUAUUAUUAAUAA